AAUCGAGGGACCAUAUUCAACACCAGAAUAUAGAAAAGACUUUUAUGUUGAAAGUGCCUUGUUAAUGUGCCGUGCUUGCCGUAUAGUUUUGAAUUAUAAAAAAAAAUCAGUACUCGAUGAUCAUCUUAUUUCAACAAAACAUCAAGUUGCAAAAAUUGCUGCUAAUAAUUCAGUUCAAGUACAACAAAACAUCAAUGUUGUACGUUUAUCUGAAAGAGAACAAAUGAAUUUGGAUCUUGUUCAAGCUUUAACAGCCGUUGAUAUACCUCUUGAAAAAUUGGAUAAUGAUAGAUUAAAAGAAUUUUUUAAAAAAUAUUGCAAAUUUGGUAAAUAUUGCGAUUAA
Dentiscutata heterogama is the source of this 343-nucleotide messenger RNA. NCBI's taxonomy places the organism in Eukaryota, Fungi, Glomeromycota, Glomeromycetes, Diversisporales, Gigasporaceae. The record is from the annotation of a GenBank genome assembly.